Molecule: messenger RNA, 1491 nt
Organism: Quercus robur (English oak)
Lineage: Eukaryota; Viridiplantae; Streptophyta; Magnoliopsida; Fagales; Fagaceae
Product: chaperone protein dnaJ 10
Exons: 10
Coding region: 187-1152 (321 amino acids)
Source: RefSeq, a predicted model, not a curated record
GUCGUAUCACGUGAUUUUCUGAUCUUGAUAAAAGAAGAAGAAGAAGAAGCAAGUACACUAUUAUUUAUACAGUUAUAUAUAUAUAUAUAUAUAUAUGAGAUUCUAAAAAUUAGGUAGCUCUCUCUCAGCUAAGAUUUGAAAAUUGAAUCUCAGUAGUGUUAAGUGUUAAAGUUUAAAGAAAGAGGCAUGGUGAAGGAGACAGCGUAUUAUGAUAUAUUGGGCGUUCACGUCGACGCAUCUGCCGCCGAAAUUAAAAAGGCCUACUAUCUCAAGGCAAGGGUAGUUCACCCUGACAAAAAUCAGGGAGAUCCAAAAGCUGCUGAAAAUUUCCAGGCACUUGGUGAGGCUUAUCAGGUCUUAAGUGAUCCUGAGAAGCGUGAAGCAUAUGACAAGCAUGGAAAGGAAGGACUAUCAUCGGACUCCAUGGUGGACCCUUCAGCUGUGUUUGGGAUGGUUUUUGGUAGUGAGUUCUUUGAUGAGUAUGUUGGGCAACUUGCAUUAGCUUCUUUGGCGUCGGUGGACAUGGAUGAAUUCUCACAAGAUCCUGAGGCCAAUAAGCAAAGAAUUCGGGAGAAAUUUAAGGCAUUGCAGAAUGAAAGGGAAGUAAAGCUCAUAACAAUACUGAAAGAUCGCCUUCAACCAUUUGUACAAGGUAGCAGAGAUGAGUUCAUAAAUUGGGCAAAUUCAGAAGCACGACGUCUCUCAAAAGCUGCUUUCGGUGAGGCUAUGCUACAUACAAUUGGCUAUAUCUACACAAGGAAAGCUGCAAAAGAAAUUGGAAAAGACAAAAGGUACAUGAAGGUACCCUUUUUAGCAGAAUGGGUUCGAGAUAAAGGACACCAGAUAAAAUCACAAGUGAUGGCGGCUUCAGGUGCCGUGUCUUUAAUUCAGAUACAGGAGGACUUGAAGAAGAUGAACCAAUCAGAGAGCAAUGAAGAGGACCUACUGAAAACCCUUGAACAAAAGAAGGAUGCCAUGCUUAAUUCCCUUUGGCAGAUUAAUGUGGUUGAUAUUGAGUCAACUCUAUCUCGUGUCUGCCAUGCAGUUCUCAAAGACCCUACUGAAUCCAAGGAUGUUCUGAGGCUACGGGCCAAAGCAUUGAAAAAGUUGGGAACAAUCUUCCAAGUAGGGAGCCAAGGCUCCUUACGGUAGAGAAAACAGCCUGCGACGUGAAAGUGACCCAGCAAUAGCCGGUGCUUCAUCAUCAUAGUAAUCUUGUCACUUAUCUGGGCACCUGUUUCAUUUUAUUGAUGUGUUUGGCAUAUUGGAUGUGGUGGGUUUCGUUUGUGCGUCUUCUUAUUCAUUUAGUGGAUGUUGAGCAGUAUUUUUUGCUGGUGAUUCUAUUAUAUUUGACCUCCCCACCCCCCCACCCAAUGGAUUACAUCUUGUCCAUUUGUAAGAUAAUGGAUUCUUUAGCUAGCAUUCUAUAAAUUCUCAAGGAGUACAGUAGUAGACAAUUUAAUGACUGAGGGUUCUUAUUUUCAUUACCAA